AUGAAACAGAGCAAGAAUCAACUUCGCAGGGCGCGGAAAAAGUCUCAAAAGGCCGAGGCUGCUGGUGAGGCCGUCGGCGAUGCUUCUCAAGAACAACAAACCCCGUUACCUCCAAUCCCCGAAAUCACAAAGGCACAAGCGUCAAUUAUCCCUACUGAUGAGGAUUCCCCGGAGAACGAUGAUUCAUUAUGGGAGAUGUACAAGGGCAUCGUCAGUAAAUUUGACGAGACAGCCGGAGAGGAUGCUAUAACCAAGGAAUCUGAGAAGCCAGAAGUCUACUUUGACGAUGCAGACGAUAUCCCGGAUGAAGAGCAAGAGCAGGAACCCAAGGUAUCGAAGAAGAAGCGCAAGGAGCUCAACAAGCUAUCUGUGGCCGAACUUAAGGCCAUGGUUCGAAAGCCUGAAAUCGUGGAAUGGACAGAUACAUCUGCAACUGAUCCUCGACUUCUGAUCCAUAUUAAGGCUCAUCGCAAUGUGGUUCCGGUUCCUCUACACUGGUCGCUCAAGCGAGAGUACCUCUCCUCCAAACGAGGUGUAGAGAAGGCGCCAUUCGCUCUCCCAAAGUUCAUCCAGGAAACUGGCAUUGCGGAAAUGCGCGACGCUGCUUUGGAUAAGCAGGAUCAGUCGAGCUUGAAACAAAAGCAACGUGAAAGAGUUCAGCCUAAAAUGGGACGCUUAGACAUCGACUAUCAGAAGCUCUACGAGGCCUUUUUCCGCUUUCAAACCAAACCUGAACUGACUCGUUAUGGAGAGAUCUAUUAUGAGGGCAAGGAAUAUGAAACCAAUCUCAAGCACCUUCGCCCAGGCGAGUUGAGUGAUGAACUUAAAGAGGCCCUUAAUAUGCCCCCGGGAGCCCCUCCGCCAUGGCUCAUCAACCAGCAACGUUAUGGACCACCUCCGUCCUAUCCUGCCUUGAAAGUUCCUGGUCUAAAUGCACCGCCCCCUCCAGGUGCCAUGUGGGGAUACCACCCUGGAGGGUAUGGAAAGCCUCCUGUUGAUGAACAUAACCGGCCGCUUUACGGAGGUGACAUCUUUGGAGUCUUACAACCCCAGCAAAAUGCCCAACAAGGAGAACCGGUCGAGAAAGAUCUCUGGGGAGAAUUACAGGCAUCUGAUGAAUCCGAGGAGAGCGAGGAAGACGAGGAUGAUGAAGAAGAGGAGGAGGACGAUGAUGAGGAGGAGGCUGAAGCUGGGACCCAAUCCCCUACUGGUCUUGAUACGCCCAGUGGCAUGGCUUCGGCGGCACCGUCUGAAUUUGUAGGAACAGAAAGUGUUGCUGGUGAAUUCGACGUUCGAAAGCAUCAUCGGGGCACAGAAACCGAAGAGAGUGUUCACCCUCGGAGUGCAUACCAGGUUAUACCAGAGAAACAAACAAACGUACAGGGGUUCUUUGGAGGAGAUCGAGCCUACGAUCUCAGUACGUCAUCUGGCAAGCCUCCACUUCUCGGAGUUGACGAUCAAACUCGAAAACGCAAGAAGCCUGGUGAUGUGGAUGUCUCCGUGGACUUGGAUGCGAUUCAGGCCGGCGAUGGUCUCAGCAAAGAGAGCCUUCAAAAUAUGUAUGAAGUGCAACGACAGCAGCAAAACCAGCCGCAAUGGGGAUUUCAAGAGGAUCUCAGUGACAUGAUUGCGCAAGAGAGCCGCAAGCGAUUGCGCAAAGAAGAAGAGCGACGUGGCAAGCACUAA
Molecule: messenger RNA, 1686 nt
Organism: Penicillium verhagenii
Lineage: Eukaryota; Fungi; Ascomycota; Eurotiomycetes; Eurotiales; Aspergillaceae
Product: U2 snRNP complex subunit CUS1
Exons: 2
Coding region: 1-1686 (561 amino acids)
Biological process (GO): mRNA splicing, via spliceosome
Cellular component (GO): precatalytic spliceosome; nucleus; U2 snRNP
Source: RefSeq, a predicted model, not a curated record